AGGCGAGACCUAUUUUGACAGCAGCAGGGCUCCGAUAUAUAUGUGAAGAGUUACUUUGUUGAAGUUGUACUUUGCAAGUGAAAAGGAUGGACCAUUGGGGAACAGAAUAGAGAGGACGUUUUUUUUUCUUUUUAAGAUUUGUCUGAGGUGUUUUUUUCCGUGGACUCUACUGGACUUGUCAUCAGAACUUUUUAAACCACAAGGAUAAAAAAACAUCCAUCAGAGUGGAGACUGCCUCGCGGGUACUGCCGGUUCAACUCUGUGACGAUGCCGGUGAUCAUACUUGAGACCAAAGACUUCACCAGUCCACUUUUUUUGGUGCGGACAUGGGCAGUCUUAUCCGGCUGUACCACCUUCAGUCUCGUGUCCUCGCUAGAGCCUUGGGAACUAAACAAAAAUGCAUCUCUCUGCCAACACCCCAACCCAUUCAGGAUCUUCUGCAUGUUUACCUGGUGCUUUUAUUUCACCCUCACUCUCCUCAUUCACAUCCUCAGCGUCAUCCAGUUUCACAACCUCAUCCCAGUUUCCUGGAAAAACCUGACUGUGACGGUGGCCUUGUCAGGCGCCCUGAUGUCCCUCAGUGCUUCUAUAGUUUUCCCGUGGAUCGUCAUGGAUCACUAUAACGAGUGGCAGCGCUGUGUGGCAGCGUCUGUGGUUUCCUGUCUCACCUUCCUGGCCUACUCUUCAGAGUCCUACAUUCUUCGCACCCAAGCCCAAGAACAAAGAGGCUAUAUGGGCAGCAUGCCUGGUCUCCUCAAGAUAUUCCAGCUGUGGGGAGGCUGUCAGAUGAUUGUCCUGGUUGUGGAGGUGGUCUGUGUGCUGCCUACUUCGGAACACCGUUGGCAGCUGUGGGUUACCAGCAUAACAUAUGCCAUCUGUGUCCUUACCUGUUUUGCCACAGUGGUUGUGAUUUUAGGUGACUGUGCUGGGCGAUGUCUCCUGCCCUUUGACAAAUGUAUGACUGGCUUCAAUCUGACUGGGGUGUUGUUCUACAUGGUGGCCACAGUGAUUUGUUUUACUGAGAUCCUGCACCUGAGAGAAAAAGGAAGUAUUUCAGGCAAAAGUCUUCAGUUGGUUAUAAUGGAAACAGUUGUUGCCAGUAUUACACUCUUAGCCUACACCGUUGACUUUGCCUUUUCCAUUAAACUACUGUGUCACAGGGGUCAUACUUGAAAUAACUCAUCACAUUAAAUGCACUGUAUGUGACAUUGACUAUGUAUAGUCUUGGGAUUUUCAGUGAGGUUAUCAUGUGUUUGCGAAUAUAUAAAGUCAAUUUGAAGAGAUGAUUUUGCUCUUAAACAUUGCUGUGUAAAUACUCUGUCUGACUUGUAAGACAAUUCAAGUUGUUUAUAUUUAAGGCUUAAAGACAAAGAGAUUUAUAUAUCUGAUCAGCUGUAUGACAUUUAUACAUGAGUUAGCUAUGACUCACAUGCUCAGCAACCACUAAACCUGGGUAAUUUGACAGGUGCACUGACUCAUAAGCAUAAUUGUGAGGUGUUUGAACUUUAGUGGCAGCUGAAAAAUGGUUAUCAAUGAUAAACAUGAAUUGACAAACUGUGAACCUAUGACAAAUAAUUGAAUUUAUACUAAAGUGAAUAAAACUGAAGUGAAAAAAUCAA
This is a messenger RNA of Pleuronectes platessa (European plaice), 1619 nucleotides long. Its product is annotated as myeloid-associated differentiation marker homolog. NCBI's taxonomy places the organism in Eukaryota, Metazoa, Chordata, Actinopteri, Pleuronectiformes, Pleuronectidae. Bases 268 to 1173 code for a protein of 301 amino acids. The record is from RefSeq and is a predicted model, not a curated record. Gene Ontology annotation, cellular component: membrane. The transcript has a single exon.